CUGACCUUAAGUUUCACCUACCUCUUGCAUGGCCGACCCUAAGUUUCACCUACCUCUUGCAUGUCUGACCUUAAGUUUCACCUACCUCUUGCAUGUCUAACCUCCUCCCCGAGUCUGAACCCUUGCAGCCUGAUACAGUUGCAUUGUUUCCUACAGAUAGCUUUGCCACAAACAUUAUAGGAAGAUUACUAAUUGUUAGAAAUCCUGAUUUUAGUUUGAAAUUUGUUUGUGUUUGUCUGAUCCAACAAAUGACAACGGUGUUAGGAUCUCCACCGAAACGUCGCAUCUACUGCAACAAAGAAGUUGUCUAUCCAUAUAAAGUGUUCCUCUUCAUCAUGUCAGCUUCUAAAUGCCACAUAAGGAAGUGAUGUAACAUGACCAUGACCGUGACCAUGACACUGUACAGGAUACAUGUUGUUGAUACAACUGCAACCAUGACACUGUACAGGAUACAUGUUGUUGAUACAACUGCAACCUUGACACUGUACAGGAUACAUGUGGUUGAUACAACUGCAACCUUGACACCGUACAGGACACAUGUUGUUGAUACAACUGCAACCUUGACACCGUACAGGAUACAUGUUGUUGAUACAACUGCAACCUUGACACUGUACAGGAUACAUGUUGUUGAAACAACUGCAACCUUGACACUGUACAGGAUACAUGUUGUUGAUACAACUGCAACCAUGACACUGUACAGGAUACAUGUUGUUGAUACAACUGCAACCUUGACACUGUACAGGAUACAUGUUGUUGAUACAACUGCAACCUUGACACCGUACAGGAUACAUGUUGUUGAUACAACUGCAACCAUGACACUGUACAGGAUACAUGUUGUUGAUACAACUGCAACCUUGAGACUGUACAGGAUACAUGUUGUUGAUACAACUGCAACCUUGACACUGUACAGGAUACAUGUUGUUGAUACAACUGCAACCUUGACACUGUACAGGAUACAUGUUGUUGAUACAACUGCAACCUUGACACUGUACAGGAUACAUGUUGUUGAUACAACUGCAACCAUGACACUGUACAGGAUACAUGUUGUUGAUACAACUGCAACCAUGACACUGUACAGGAUACAUGUUGUUGAUACAACUGCAACCUUGACACUGUACAGGAUACAUGUUGUUGAUACAACUGCAACCUUGACACUGUACAGGAUACAUGUUGUUGAUACAACUGCAACCUUGACACUGUACAGGAUACAUGUUGAUACAACUGCAACCUUGACACUGUACAGAAUACAUGUUGUUGAUACAACUGCAACCUUGACACCGUACAGGAUACAUGUUGUUGAUACAACUGCAACCAUGACACUGUACAGGAUACAUGUUGUUGAUACAACUGCAACCUUGACACUGUACAGGAUACAUGUUGUUGAUACAACUGCAACCAUGACACUGUACAGGAUACAUGUUGUUGAUACAACUGCAACCUUGACACUGUACAGGAUACAUGUUGUUGAUACAACUGCAACCUUGACACUGUACAGGAUACAUGUUGUUGAUACAACUGCAACCAUGACACUGUACAGGAUACAUGUUGUUGAUACAACUGCAACCAUGACACUGUACAGGAUACAUGUUGUUGAUACAACUGCAACCUUGACACUGUACAGGAUACAUGUUGAUACAACUGCAACCUUGACACCGUACAGGAUACAUGUUGUUGAUACAACUGCAACCUUGACACCGUACAGGACACAUGUUGUUGAUACAACUGCAACCAUGACACUGUACAGGAUACAUGUUGAUACAGCUGGAAGCACGUGUCCAGCUGCCCACAAAGUGUCAAUGACUUCCUGGAAUGUAUCAAUGUAACAACUGUGAUUUACUCUUACUUUCAUCAGAUAAGGUUUACUGUCAGAUAUUUUGUACCUAAAUAAAGGAUCUUGGCCUUGA
Molecule: messenger RNA, 1904 nt
Organism: Haliotis rubra (blacklip abalone)
Lineage: Eukaryota; Metazoa; Mollusca; Gastropoda; Lepetellida; Haliotidae
Product: dynein heavy chain-like
Exons: 2
Coding region: 375-1823 (482 amino acids)
Source: RefSeq, a predicted model, not a curated record